This is a messenger RNA of Pisolithus orientalis, 1020 nucleotides long. RefSeq lists its product as uncharacterized. The transcript has 6 exons. Bases 1 to 1020 code for a protein of 339 amino acids. The record is from RefSeq and is a predicted model, not a curated record. NCBI's taxonomy places the organism in Eukaryota, Fungi, Basidiomycota, Agaricomycetes, Boletales, Pisolithaceae.
AUGUUUCCACCGGAGGAUGCGCUACCACUCAGGAUACGAGACCAUCCUCGCUAUCACGAGAUCGCCAGCGGCUAUAACUUGUGCCGAAACCUUGAAUGGAGCAUUCAACGCGAGAUUGACCUGGGAAAAGACUUGGAGAAGGACUUGAUUCACUGUAGAAUCCUGGGCUACCUCUUUCAUUAUUUUCCCGCUCGCGACAUCAAACCAUUUGUCAGGGAGAUCGUAACAACCAACGGUCGGCCGCGCGAACUACUCCAGUUAGGGGAGUUCUAUUAUGAUUUCUUCAUUCGAUCGUUCAAAUCUAACGAAGGGAAAUCACCGCCAUCGUCGUCUCCCCUGUCACCGCACCCAUCUGAUAAUGUCGCCCAGCUGAUAGAGUGUAUACUACAGGAGGCCCCUCAAGAUCGUCGAACGGCUAAAAAACAUGCUCUUGUUAGAGACAGCUUUCAGUGUCCUGUUACGAAGGUGUAUGAUUGGGACGCCGUCAUGUGCAGCGAAGAGAUGGAAAUGAAGAUUACGUGCGAAGGAGCGGAGGGAGGGUUCACUCAGUGUGUUCACAUCUUUCUAGAGUUUACCAAUGCAAAUAUCACACCAGACUCGACCGAAUUCUGGGCGACGUAUGCUGCUUCCGUUUGGGGGGUCCUUGACCGCUUUGGUUACUCGGCAUUACGGGAGGAGCUCAAUGGUCCCAAUAUACAUCGACUGGAAAACAUAGUGACAAUGGAAAAAUCGCUUCGUAUCCAUUUUGAUCGGUUAUGGAUUUGGUUCACUGCAACGGAGGAACCCAAUACGUAUAAACUCGAAGAAAUUCGUGACUGGCUUAUUUCCCGGUACCCGAACCCAACUUACCUCUCUAUUCACGCGGCCUGUGCCAAAAUUGCCCAUGUCUCCGGUGCAGGUAGAUACAUUGAGAAAAUAUUUAGAUGCAUGGCAGAUGUUCGUGCCUUGUCGGAGGGUGGAGGGUCGGCAGAGCUUUUGGAUGAAGCAAUUCUGUCUUCGAUGCAUGCUAUUCCAGUCUGA